Messenger RNA from Anopheles cruzii, 2196 nucleotides. RefSeq lists its product as uncharacterized. The record is from RefSeq and is a predicted model, not a curated record. Bases 1 to 2034 code for a protein of 677 amino acids. The transcript has 2 exons. Lineage: Eukaryota; Metazoa; Arthropoda; Insecta; Diptera; Culicidae.
AUGCCCAAUAGUGACUCGUCCGGUGGUAUCUACUCCCCUAUUCCACAGGCAGUAUCUGGUUCGGAGAGCGAAGAGGAAUUGUUACGAGUUCUACGAGCAGCGGAUAAGGUUACGGUGCCGAUUAUGCUGAACGGUAUCGGUAUGAAGGACGAAAGGGAAAAUGGUGGAGCUGGUUGUUAUCCGCCUAGCCCCAGCGAUGUCGAGGAAGCAAGCGGUGUUUUCCAUGCCGAUAAUGUGGCCAUUCUUAACGAGGCAGGGCCUAUUCCCGACCACAAAAUGUCCACUCCGCGAAAGUGUUGCUUUAUCGCAUCGUUAGCGGUCUGCUGCCUUUCUUUGGUCACUUUUCUGUGGAUUAUUCCGUGUUCGGAUGAUCUGUCCUGCCCCGCAAGGUCAGAGCGCGUGAAGACUCAAAAUUGGAUAAGAAAUUACGAAAAAAUUGAGUUGAAAGGUGUUAUCAAUGUGGUGGAGGGUGUGCACGGAAAGAGCAAGAAUCUGGUUUUUAUGUACCGCGGCGAUAAGUUGUACCCAGAUUUAGACGAUUCGUACCACCGGCGGAACGGAAUCAUUUCAUUGGUUGGCAGCUCUGGCAAGGUAGCGUGGUACGACCAAAUGGUCCAUGAACCGAAGAGCAUCGACUGUUCGUUGCUCGAUGCAGACCGGAGUGGUUCUCCAGAUUGUCUGGUAUUGGAUGAGUACGGCCAACUCGAGUGCAUUGACCCACUGUCCGGUGAGUGGUUGUGGCGUGCGGAAGGCUACAACAAACGGAGCCCCGGUGUUGGGCGACAAGCCGAUAUGCUCGACUUUCCUCUACUCAUACCGGAUGUGGAUGGUGACGGCGUAAACGAAUUGUUGUUUGUGACCAGCUCGAGCGAAAUACGCCACAAUCGGCUAGUGAUGAUUUCCGGUCGGAAGGGUAUCACAAUCGGAGAUUCGUACGCCGUGAAGGAGUGUCUGUAUGUUCACAAGUUGACGCUCGACGGGUUGAACGUCAAGUUUAAUUGUGUGCGAGAUAAAAGUGAACAGCAGAAGGCAAAGUCGUUGCCAGAGCUGUAUAAAUUGAUCCACCGGAAGGCACUGGACAUGCGAAUCGUACGUCGUAUGCCGAACGGAUUGCCGCAACACAAGUUCUUCGGCCAGCGACGAAACACUGAAAAGCAGCGCACCAUCACGAACGUCGGUGGGAAACAAUUGGUGGUGGAGAACCGAGGUCGUUGCCCGGAAAAUUGUUCCACUUCAGUUCUACUGACCGAAGAGUCCACCGGAGAGGUCCUGUGGAACGUAUCUGGUCGACAAUUGUACGGAAUGCAGCCUGUUCGACUGACUUUCGCGAAUUUCGGAGCCGAUAACCGAUCCACCGUGUACGGAUUCGUGUUAAAAUUCUGGGAAUGGAGUCAGCGUGAUCCAGACAAUCGUAGCUCACGCUUCCGACGAACCGUCCUUGGAAUGGCUCCCAGUUUGAACCGUUUCGGACAUCAGCUCGUCCACCAGCAACCCUGGAUAGGACCGCCGGGGCUCGAUGCCAUCUCCAAAACCUCCGCUCGAGGUCAAAACCAAUCUUCUUCGCCACCGUCGUCACACUCUACGAACGGUCAUCGGUAUCAAGCGAGCGGUGCGUUCCGCAAUCGAAUGCGGUUUUUGAAGGAAACGGUCAAACUGAUUGUGUUUAACUCGACUGACAUCAAGAUCGAGAACACAAGUCAAAGCAACGUGAUACAGUUUUGCCGCGAACCGAUCAACAGUGGCGAUGCAAGCGAAGAGAUGUUUUGUCAGCCGGACCUUAACUACCAAGAAAACUCACUUUUGAUUGCCGACCUCGACGGCGAUGGAUCGCAGGAGUUGGUGUCAUACUAUUCCACGUUCGUUAAAACCGUGAUCGGCGAGUCGGACGGGAUGGGAAUCGGGAUUGGAGGUGGACCCGGUGUCACAAUGAAGCUCAAAACAUUCGUACAGUUACUUCGCCUCGAAUCAGAGUUGCCAAAACUGUACGCGACCAUGACACAAGAGAGCCCUUCCGGUAACACUAAGCAUCGAUAAACAAGAAAUGCCAAGGGCGAAAACGAAAAGGGAUAAAUCCCUUCGGAUCGUGUGAUUGUGUGAUCUCAUACCAACUGUAUCAAAGCAUUUAUGGUGACUUCAUGUUACUUGUUCUCGUAACGCCUUUUUCCUUCUACCGCACGAUGUACCUGUUUUCAAGAG